Messenger RNA from Penicilliopsis zonata CBS 506.65, 1467 nucleotides. RefSeq lists its product as hypothetical. The record is from RefSeq and is a predicted model, not a curated record. The transcript is spliced from 2 exons. The coding region runs from base 147 to 1310 and encodes 387 amino acids. NCBI's taxonomy places the organism in Eukaryota, Fungi, Ascomycota, Eurotiomycetes, Eurotiales, Aspergillaceae.
ACGUCAUUCUGGCGAAAACAGCAACCGGCAACUUCAACACCAGAACACUUCUCGACUGCAGCCCUCCUAUGAUGCAUGAUGGCUUGGGGACUUUGAUCCUUUUCUUCAUUUGUUAUCAUGAGACACGAUAGGCGUGAUUUCUGACCAUGCCGAAGCUUGCCUCUGCUAAAGCUCCACCCCGCACGGUAAUGCGAUGCCUUCUUCCCUUCCACGCCAACAAAUCCACGCGAAUACCCUUCUUAGCAAGUCGUCAAACGUUUGCUUCCUCUCCGCGACGGCCUCUUGCCCAGAUUUGCAAUGGGAUUACGGACGAUUCUUGGUUGACUCCGUCUUCCUCAACAACGACAUUCUCAUCUACAGAUCGGCGGAGGUCAGGCGGUUCGGAGGGCGAUCACAAGCCGCCAGAUGAGCGGACGCUGAAGCUAGGAAAGACCCUCCGCACUCUCUCGCCAUUGCUCCCGACGAUCCUCUUCAACCCGUUACCCCCGGAACUUCUCUCGCCGAGCGUUACCCUCCACCUUUUCCCUUCGACACACCCCCAUCUCCCGACGGUCAAGGGACGAACCCUGUACCGUGCUGCUCUAUGGACUGUACCUGUUGCUUGGGGUAGCGUUCCGAUUGUCGGAAACAUCAAACUGCAGAUCUUGAGCGAGCGCAUCGUCCGAGCCGGGACUGUAUUGGAUCCAGGCCCAUGCAGAGACAGCGAAUGCGGUGACGAACGGCUGGUCGUGCGAUGGAAGACCGAGCCGAAGGACGCGACGGGCUCAUCGUCGACGACGACGACGUCAUCAUCAUCAUCAUCACCAUCAACGACCCCUUCCUUUUCUUAUACUGCCCCGACCUCCGAGACCACUGAAUCCCAGAGAGGAUCAGUUAGCGACGCGGAAACACACAGCCGUCUUUCGACAUCCAAAGCCGGAACGAACAAGGGUCUCAGCAUGCUUCUGGGCGGCGACGCGCCGAUCUUCAAGCUCUCGCAUGAAGAGCAGUUUACAGGACUUUUCAUCUUCUCUUUUGACGAGAAAGGGCGCAUUCUAACACACACCAUCGAGCAUGCAGACAAUGCAAACGGGUGGGAGCGGACAUCCAAAUUCGUUGCGUUGACGGACUGGCUCAUCGGCAAGGCGCGAGAGUCCCUCGAGCCCUCGACGCCGAAACCAGGGCUGGCAAUGCAAGGGUACCGGGAAUCCGGACACCGCAAUUGCUUCUCUACAGGGUCGAAACUGCCGCUACCUACGGAAACGAGGAGAAUACAUGAUUCGUCCCAUUCGAAUUUGCCGGCGAAGAGCCCGAUACCGUACGCUUGGUAGGGGUCUGCAGUAGGCCCGGCUGUACAGUGUUUUUUUUUCUCUUUUUAUUUGGUUCUUGAAACUACGGUCUGUAUAGGAAGACGAGACCAUCUCCACCCAUGAUCUGAUAUCUCUACUCUUACUCUGGUAUAAUCAAACAAGGUAAUCUAGAACGACA